Pseudopipra pipra is the source of this 2462-nucleotide messenger RNA. RefSeq names its product BTB domain containing 1 (gene BTBD1). Gene Ontology annotation, molecular function: protein binding. The transcript is spliced from 10 exons. The coding region runs from base 105 to 1643 and encodes 512 amino acids. The record is from RefSeq and is a predicted model, not a curated record. Gene Ontology annotation, biological process: neurogenesis. NCBI's taxonomy places the organism in Eukaryota, Metazoa, Chordata, Aves, Passeriformes, Pipridae. Gene Ontology annotation, cellular component: cytosol; P-body.
CUGCGCGGCCCGCGGCGCGUGCGCGGGGCGGGGCGGGGACGCGGGGGCGGGGCGCGGAGGGAGCGCCCGGCCCGGCCCGGCGCGGCGCGGCCCCGAGGGCGGCGAUGGCGGCCGCGGGUGGCGGCCCCGGGGCGCCCGCGGAGACGCCCCCCGCCACCACCGCCGCUGUUGCCGCCGCCGCCGAGGCCGGCGCGGUGCUGCAGCGGGAGCCGCUCUACAACUGGCAGGCCACCAAGGGCUCGCUGCGGGAGCGCUUCGCCUUCCUCUUCUCCAACGAGCUGCUCAGCGACGUGCACUUCGUGGUGGGCAAGGGCAGCGCCCGCGGCGGCGGCGGCGGGGCGGCGCCCCCCGGGCCCGGCCAGCAGCGCAUCCCCGCCCACCGGUUCGUGCUGGCGGCCGGGAGCGCCGUGUUCGACGCGAUGUUCAACGGCGGCAUGGCCACCACCUCGGCCGAGAUCGAGCUGCCCGACGUGGAGCCCGCCGCCUUCCUGGCGCUGCUCAGGUUUCUUUAUUCGGAUGAAGUUCAAAUUGGUCCAGAAACAGUCAUGACUACUUUAUACACUGCUAAAAAGUAUGCGGUCCCAGCGCUGGAAGCACACUGUGUGGAUUUUCUAACAAAGCAUCUCCGAGCAGACAAUGCCUUUAUGCUGCUUACUCAAGCUCGUUUGUUUGAUGAACCUCAGCUUGCUAGUCUGUGUCUUGACACAAUAGACAAAAGUACUAUGGAUGCCAUAAGUGCAGAAGGCUUUACUGACAUCGAUAUAGACACGUUAUGUGCAGUUCUGGAAAGGGAUACCCUUAGUAUUCGAGAAAGUCGGCUCUUUGGAGCUGUUGUUCGCUGGGCAGAAGCGGAAUGUCAAAGACAACAAUUGCCUCCAACAUUCGGGAACAAACAAAAAGUCCUUGGAAGAGCUCUUUCCUUGAUCCGUUUUCCAUUAAUGACUAUUGAAGAGUUUGCAGCAGGCCCUGCUCAAUCUGGAAUCUUGUCAGAUCGGGAAGUAGUAAAUCUCUUUCUUCAUUUUACUGUAAAUCCUAAACCUAAAGUAGAUUAUAUUGACCGACCAAGAUGUUGCCUUAGAGGAAAAGAAUGCAGCAUUAACAGGUUCCAGCAAGUGGAGAGUCGCUGGGGCUACAGUGGAACAAGUGAUCGGAUUAGGUUCACAGUUAACAGAAGAAUUUCCAUAGUGGGAUUUGGAUUAUAUGGAUCUAUUCAUGGACCCACAGACUAUCAAGUUAAUAUACAGAUAAUUGAUUAUGAGAAGAAUCAGACACUAGGACAGAACGAUACUGGGUUUAGCUGUGAUGGAACAGCCAGUACCUUCAGAGUUAUGUUCAAAGAGCCCAUCGAGAUUCUGCCCACGGUUUGCUACACAGCUUGUGCAACGUUAAAAGGUCCUGAUUCCCACUAUGGAACAAAAGGUUUGAAGAAAGUGAUCCAUGAAUCUCCUACUGCUAGCAAAACAUGCUUUGUCUUUUAUAGUUCACCAGGGCAAAGGAGCCGCCAAGGGCUCCGCGGGCGCGGACGGCGCGGCGGGACCGGUGGUGGCGGCGGGCGGCGGCUCCGUGAGGGUGGCGGUGCGCGCCAAGCCCGGCGCCCGCUGCAGCGCCGUCACAGGGUGGUAAAUCACGUGACAAAGUGGUGAAGAUUUCGGUAUCAAUGACACCAGAUGAGAUUUUAGAAAAACUGAAAAAAGAAGCUUCCAGUUGACCUAAAACAAGAGGAGGAAAUGGGACAAUGCAUCUUGGUAAAUGGACUGAUACUCUUUCUUACGUAAUGUAGUGCUGUUGAGAGUGUGGGUAAUGACUACAGAAAAAUACUUCUUCCUCCCUUCCUCCUUUGUACAUAUAGCUCCUGUAUAGUUGAAGUUUUUUGUGUAGGUUUGAUUAGAAAAACUUGUCUUUCCUGAGGCUCAGUAUCCACUUCUGUCACUACAAACUUUCUUCUGCUCUGGAGAGUUUCCUGUUGGUAAGAUUUGUCCUCUUUCCUGGUCUCUAAACAAGUGGUUUAGAAAACUUGUUUCUUAGUGAAACAAACUUUGGUUAACAAAGCGAAAGGCUUGGAGUGACAGGCUUCCAUGUGAAAAGUGGUACAAAAGGAUGAGUCUGGAUGGUAAAGACCUUAGAAGAAUGUCCUGUUUGGUAUCUCGUGGCGGGUACUGUGUGCAGCUUUGCACUGUGGGCACUUAUGGGCAUCUAAAAUAAAUAUAUUUGAAGCCAAUGCACUGCUGUUGAUCACACAGGCAAGCUAAAAGCAGAAUCACCUGAACAACUGAAACAAACCUAGAAGUUUUCAGUAUGAAAAACCAAUGCAGAACCCAGUAAUGGCACACCUGGUGUCACUUUGCAAUAGUCUGUAAUUAGUUAUCUUAAAAGUAGAGAUACGAUCAUAUAUAUAUGUAUAUUUGCCAGUUGUAUGUCAAGUAUAAUGACUUUUUAAUAAAAGGAGGGAAAAUAUUAUUAAA